AUGAGUAAAGAGAUUCCAAGCCUUGUUAAUCUUACUACAAGAGAUCAACAACAGUUUAAGAAUAUUGUUCAGCUUUAUGAUCAAAGAAUAUAUAAACGAUCACUGAAGCUUACUGAGGCAAUGCUGAAAAAAUAUCCCAAACAGGGAGAUUUGCUGUCAAUGAAGGCUUUUAUAUUAGGUGCAAUGCAUCCAGAUAAUAAAGACGAGAAACACAAGGAAGCUUAUGAGUGUGCUAAAGAAGCAAUCAAACAAAAUAUGAGAAACCCAAUGAGUUGGCAUUGUCUUGGUACAUUAUACAAGGGUGACUUUGAUUACAAUGAAGCAAUAAAGUGUUUUAAAACUGCAUUAAAAUUUGACAAGGAGGAUUUGGUAGUUUUGAGAGAUUUGGCUACAUGCUUUAUUCAAAUACGAAAUCACCAAGGAUUUAGAGAUAUAAGAAAUGAGAUUAAAAGGAUUCGCCCUGACAUUAGAACAAAUUGGAUAGCCUCUGCAUUAGGGAAUCAUUUUUGUGGGUAUAUUAAUUCUACAAUUAAUUGUUUAGUAUCUAUUGAUCAAUUUGGUUCUUCAGAAGAUGGCAAUAUUUGUUCAAAAAAGGCUAUUUUAGAUGGAGAAAAUUAUGGGAUUUUAUUCUCUUUUUUAGAACCAUUUCAAAGAUCGGAGUUACUUUUAUACUUUUUAAAAGUAUUGUUGGAUGGGAAAAAGUAUCAACAAGCUUAUAAUUUUUUAAGAUCAAAUAAGGAAUUUAUUCUUGAUAAGACUGACUACUACACUAUUAUGGGGAAUCUUUUACUUAAAUGCAAUAAAAACUAUACAAAAGAGUGUUCUGAAUGUUUUAACCAUCUUUUAGAGCUUUAUCCAGACGAUGAUUUCCCUUUAUUUGGGUGUAUGAUUACAGAUCAAUCUUUAAAAAAUGUGAUAUUACCUCCUCCAAAUUUACCAAAUCAGCUCAUAAAAACAUUUGAAAUACAGGAUAAGGAAGAUGAAAACACUGUAUUUGAAAAUGAGCCAGUUAUUCCAAUUUGUGGUAUAAGAUCCAGCUUUUUUCAUAAUAGAGGUACCUCAGGUAUAAUGUACUAUCCUAUACUGACUAAUGAUACAGUUGGAAGGAAUGAGUACUUAAAGAACAAAAAACUAAGUUCAGAAAAAAUUGAUAAUUCUUAUGGUUAUAAGCCCUCAAGUAAUAUAAAUAAUGAAGUUUUGGAGUUUAUAAUUUAUGAUGAUAACGAAUUGGCUGAAAAAAUGGUAGAAUAUCAAAAUUCUCUAAGAAAAAUUGAAAGGUUUUUCGAAGAAAAAAAGUCUCAGUUCCCAGCUAGUGACACUAUUUUAAGGUUAGAUAUGGCAUUUUCAAAAGGAGAAGAAUUUUUAAGAAAAUUCAGAGAUUACUUAAAAAAUAAGCUUGGGAGCAGGAUUACUGGGUUAAAGUCUCUAAUAGGUUACCUAAUUAAAAUGGAUGGUAAAAAGAAAAGCUUAAUUCAUACAGAAUUAAAUAAGAUUGUUAGUGAAUCUGAAAGUUUAUAUGAGAAAGCUCAAUUUGGAAAGAACGAACUGAUUACAUUGUAUUAUAUAUAUUCCCAACAUUUGGAUUGCAUGGGCUUUUCUUUGGAAGGAUUGAAUUAUAUUGAAAAGGCUUUAAAACUAGAUGAAACAAGGCCUGAUGGAUUUUACAUUAAACGAAAACUCUUAAAACAUCUUUAUAGGUUUGAAGAAGCAAUGGAGAUGAUUGAUCAUGCAAGAUUGAUUGACAUAAAUGAUAGGUAUUUAAAUACUCGUACUAUUUGUGCUUGUUUGGAAAGUGGAAAUUUUGAUAAGGCUAAAGAAUUAUUAAAAAAAUUUGUGAUACGUAUAAAUGAACAAUCUAAAUCCAAAGAAAAUGAAAUUAUGCCAUCAAACGAGACAGAAAUUAAGAAUUUGCAGAUGAUAUGGUAUGAAAAAAGGGCUCUUAAGAAUCGAGAGUUACUGGAUUCUAGUGAUAAUAGCUAUGUGAUGAUAUUUGAUCAUUAUUUAAGAUUAAUGGACUCAAUGGAAAUUAUGAAAACUGAUCAGUAUGAUUAUCAUUUGUAUUGUUUAAGAAAAAUGACACUAUGUAGGUACCUGGAUUUUAUUAAUAUGCAGGAUAAGUUGUUUUGCAAUACAAACUAUCGAGAAAUAAGUAUCAUGUUUUGGAGAAGGCUUUGGAUUAAUAUUUCAAUGAUAAUAAAUGGUAAAUUAGAAUUAAAACAAAGUUACUAUGAAAAGGAUAAACAAAAAGGAAAAAACAAAAGUAAUGAUGGAAGUGAAAGCUUAAAGGAAACUAUUGAAUUUAUUAAGGACAAUGAAAGAUGUUGGAGUAAGUCACAUGAGAUUAUUCAGAAUUACAGAAAAGACUGUAUAUUCCAUACAAAAAGUUUUACUCCAAUAUAUAUUCACUAUUACUGCUCACAAAAGAUCCUUGGGAAAUUAUCUCUGGAAACUUGCAUUUUGGUUUGCAGCCAAUCAAUUUACAGAGUAUAUAUACUCGAGAAGUCUUAUAUUAAAGAAAAUCAAAUUGGUAUUUUUCCUGUUUUGCUGGUUCAUUUUUACACUAAUAUGCUAAAAUACUUAAGAAAUGGUUUUAAUGAUGUUUCUAAGGAAUACGGAAUUAAUAUAGUAAAUAUCAUUUUUAAACAAUUUCAGAAAUUUACUAAUAAUGAGAAUUUAAAUAUUGAUAAUAUAAAUACUUAUUUCCAGGAUUACAUUUCAUCUCUGAAUAUUAAUAAUAUCACUGACAUUGAAAGUCUUUGUAAUUUGGUCAAGAUCUCAACAAUUAAUGGAUCAUUUAAAAAUAUCGAGACUUAUCUUGACAACUCAGAUAUAGAUUUGAACAAAUUCUCUGGAAUAUUUAACCAAAAAAUUGUUGAUUUGGUAAAAUUGCUUGUAAUUAGGUCCCUUAAGUCCACUAACUCUGACACUGAAUCUCUGAAUUUGAAUCCAUCAAAUUUCUUCAUUGAGAAACACUCUUGUUUCUCUAAAUCGAAAUUACUCAACAAGAUUAUGAAUACUUAUGACAUUUACACAAGAAGAUUUAUUAACACCAACAAUCAAGAAGGCCAAAAUCUCAAACUAAUAUUACAAGUUAAACAUUUAAAAGACCAGAUUUCUAAAGAAACUGUGGAUAUCUCAAAUUUGCCUAUACUUGCUUUAUCCAUCUAA
Messenger RNA from Cryptosporidium ubiquitum, 3168 nucleotides. Its product is annotated as acetyltransferase. NCBI's taxonomy places the organism in Eukaryota, Apicomplexa, Conoidasida, Eucoccidiorida, Cryptosporidiidae. The record is from RefSeq and is a predicted model, not a curated record. Gene Ontology annotation, cellular component: cytoplasm. The transcript has a single exon. Bases 1 to 3168 code for a protein of 1055 amino acids. Gene Ontology annotation, biological process: N-terminal peptidyl-methionine acetylation. Gene Ontology annotation, molecular function: protein-N-terminal amino-acid acetyltransferase activity; protein binding.